This is a messenger RNA of Parasteatoda tepidariorum (common house spider), 12049 nucleotides long. The record is from RefSeq and is a predicted model, not a curated record. Lineage: Eukaryota; Metazoa; Arthropoda; Arachnida; Araneae; Theridiidae.
AGAAAUAGGUAGCCGGAUCCUUUAUAUAAUAAUGAAAUCAGUUCGCAAACAAACAAGAGACUGAGAUGAACAUUUUACUAAGCAUACCCUUAAUUAUUUAAUGAAAAUAGUUUGAAAUAUUAAAGUAUGUGCAUCAGCAUUAGUUAAUGCUAAUUAAGAAUGGUAAUUGUUAAAAUUGGAGGUGAGUUUUAUCAUUGAAUAGCUUUUUCUGGAGUCCUUAAGUAUGGCAAGGAUACCAGUAAUGAGUGUAUCAGCACCCAUUAAUGAUCCUGUUGCCGUUAUGAAUACUUACCGCUCAUAUGUAUCAAUGCUCCAAGAUCCUGUUGCAAAGGAUGAAAGUAAAUUGAAAGCUUUGCAGGAAUUAAGUGGAGAGCUUGAAACUAUUGUUAGUAAUCCACAAUAUCCUUCAUUUUUGGAUCAUGCUAUAAAAAUUUUCAUCAGAAUUUUAGGAGAUGGAGAACCACAAUUCAUUGCAGAAAAAACCACACAUCAACUUCGUAAGACAAUUUUAGAAAUAAUUCACAGGCUACCUACGAAUAAUCAUUUGCUACCUCAUAGCAAACCAAUCUUGUCUUUAAUGUUCAAAUUAUUGGAAGUGGAAAAUGAGGAAAACAUAUUAGUAGUUUUAAGAAUAAUCAUAGAAUUUCAUAAGACCUUCAGGCCACCAUGCAGUGUGGAAAUACAGAUGUUUCUGCUUUAUGUGAAGAAUAUUUACAAAGAACUGCCUAAUUACUUGCAUCUUAUAUUUGAACCACGGCCUACUCCAAAAGUAAAAGAUUUAUCGGCAGCUACGUUGGAACCUUUAUUGAAAGAAACAUUUACCAUAACACCGAUUCAAAUUGAGAAAAGUGAAAAAAGAGGCCCGGAUUCAACUACUCAGAUGGUCAAUUUAAUCCCAAAAGCUACUAUGUCCUUAAAGGCACUGGCAGAGCUACCUAUAAUUGUUGUCUUGAUGUAUCAGCUAUAUAAAAUGAGUGUUCAUAAAGAUGUCGAAGAAUUUAUACCACUGAUAAUGACAACUAUUACGUUACAACCUUCAGCUCAACAGAGGAGCAAUCCAUCUUUCAACAAAGAAGUUUAUGUUGACUUCAUGGCUGCACAGAUAAAAACAUUGUCCUUCCUGGCUUACAUUGUUAGGAUAUAUCAAAAUGUUGUGAAUGAACAUUCCUCACAGCUUGCUAAAGGAAUGAUAGGAUUGUUGUGUCUAUGUCCUCAAGAAGUGGCCCACUUGCGCAAAGAAUUGCUUAUAGCAGCUCGUCAUAUUUUAGCCACAGAGCUAAGAGAUAAAUUUGUGUCAUCCCUUGAAGAGCUUUUUGAUGAAAAUAUUUUAAUUGGAACUGGAUGGACAGCUUAUGAGUCAUUAAGGCCUCUUGCUUAUAGUACUUUAGCUGAUCUUGUGCAUCAUGUGAGACAACAUUUACAGUUGAAGGAUCUGGCUAAGGCUGUAAAUGUGUUCUCAAAAAAUGUUCAUGAUGAAUCUUUAGUAACUACAAUUCAAACAAUGUCUUGUAAGCUUAUUCUGAAUUUAGUUGAAUGCAUUAGAAUAAGAUCUGAUCGAGAAAAUGGCAAUGGCCGUGAGCUGUUAAUGAGGAUGCUUGAAGUUUUGGUUCUAAAAUUUAAAACUAUUGCAAAGCUACAAUUGCCUGUCCUACAGAAAAAAGCUGCUCAACCUUUAAAACCUCAAACCUUGGCCAUUUCUGCCUCACACUCUGCCCCUCCAAGUGCCAUAGUUGCUUCUUCAAGUUCUUCCCUUUCAAAUGUGACACCUUCCGUACCUGCAGCUCAGCAUAUCACCACACCACAUGUUAAUCCACUUAGUUUUGCUCCUGGAGUCCUCCCAGGUGGAGUUGAAGUAAAGACUGAAGUUAAAGAAGAGCCCAAGAGUGUUUUCCAUUCAGGUGGUCUAUUAGACGGACGAGAUGAAAAAGUAAGAUUCGAGGAAGCAGUUGCAUUUAGGCAUUUUAAGACAAAAUUUGGUUUUCCUGCUUCUCAGGCAGCUAAUUAUAACAUAGCAGAAUGUAGAAGCUUAGUCAAAACUUUAGUAUGUGCAGCGAAAACUGUUACUUGGGGAAUUACGGCUUGCAAGUUUUCUGGCGAUUCAAACACUAAUCCAAGUAAGCAGUACCAACCUAAAGAAACUCUAGUUUUUAUUAGAUUGAUCAAGUAUGCUCUACAAACUUUGGAUAUUUAUACGUUAACAGUCCCUACUCCUGGACAAGCUGUUCAACAGCGACCAAUGACCAUACAAACUGUUCGCUCCAAGGAAGAAAAGGAAGUUUUAGAACAUCUUGCUGGAGUGUAUACCAUGAUGCAUCCAUUAACAUUUCGAGAAGUAUUUUCAACAUCUAUACAUUACAUGGUUGAACGAAUUUUCAAGAAUCCUGCAUUGCAAAUUCUAGCAAACUCUUUUCUUGCUAAUACUGCCACCUCACCCAUAUUUGCUACAAUACUAGUAGAAUAUCUUCUAAAAAGAAUGGAGGAAAUGGGAUCGAAUAUGGACAGAUCUAACUUGUACUUGAAGCUUUUUAAACUGGUUUUUGGAUCAGUGUCUUUGUUUCCUGCUGAAAAUGAGGAAAUGCUAAAACCCUAUUUACAUCAAAUAGUAAAUAGAUCCAUGGAGCUAGCUUUAAGUGCUAAAGAACCAUAUAAUUAUUUCCUUCUUUUGAGAGCUUUGUUUCGAUCUAUAGGAGGUGGCAGUCAUGAUUUGUUGUAUCAAGAAUUCUUACCUUUAUUACCAAAUUUAUUGCAAGGUUUAAAUAGUUUGCAGAGUGGUUUGCAUAAACAGCACAUGAAAGAUCUAUUUGUAGAAUUAUGCUUAACUGUACCAGUUCGUCUUAGUUCUUUACUUCCUUAUUUGCCUAUGUUAAUGGAUCCAUUAGUGUCAGCUUUGAAUGGUUCUCAGACUUUAGUUAGUCAGGGACUGCGCACAUUAGAGCUGUGCGUAGAUAAUCUUCAACCGGACUUUUUGUAUGAUCAUAUUCAACCUGUCAGAGCUGAAUUGAUGCAGGCUCUCUGGAGAACUCUUCGUAAUCCUACUGAUAGUGUAGCGCAAGUUGCAUUCAGAGUUUUGGGUAAAUUUGGAGGGGGAAAUCGUAAAAUGAUGGUAGAACCUCAAAGAUUGGAGUAUUCAUCUCGGGAAAGUAUUGGGCCUUGUGUAGCAGUAUAUUUUCAAGAACACAAGAAUAAUAUCUCGCUACCUAUUGGAAAGAUAAUUGAGACAGCAUUUAAUGCUUUGAAGACGAGUGCCACUAGUGAAUUUUAUCGAAAGCAGUGCUGGGAGAUUAUAAAGGGCUUCUUAUCAGCUAACAUGGAAUCUGACGUUAGCAAGCAUAAUAUUUUUCAGUUGUUUGGACAUCCCAGUUUUGUAACUGGAGAAAUACCAUCUUCAGAAAGUUUGAAUUACGUGUGCUCUGAUUCAGAAUCGAGAAAAAUUCACGAGCUGGCACUUACUGGCAUGUUUGUUGCAUCUGCUAUUAAAGAGCUGCGAGAAAUUGUUUCAAGUUUCAUGGUUACUGUUGUUCGUCACUAUACGCUUGUUGCAAUUAGCCAGCAAGCAGGUCCAUUUGUUCUAGGUAAUACCAGGAAUGUUAAACCUCAAGGUAUGGAUCCUCUAGUAAUAAUAGAUGCUGUUGCGGCUGUUAUGGGUCAUGAAGAAAAGGAGCUAUGCAAACCUGGCAAUGAUGCUUUAGGUAUUAUUGUUGAAACUGCAAGUAUAUUUCUUGGCACAAAGCAAAGAGCUUGCUGUUUACCAGUGUUAGAAUAUUUACAAGAAAAAAUGUGUUCCCUUUGCUAUGAACGAGCUUGGUAUUCUAAACUUGGCGGAUGCAUAGCAUUAAAGACCUUGUUUGAAAAAUGUCAUAAGAAAUGGGUUUUUGCCCACAUGUAUAGUUUUCUCAAAGCAUUACUUUUUGUAAUGAUGGAUUUAACUGGUGAAGUUUCAAGUGGUGCUGUUGAUCUUGCUAAAAAUAAUUUACAAACGAUGCUCACUACUUACUGUAAACAUUUUCCUGGUGAUGAUGCAGAAAUGGUUGCAGCUCAAAACAAAGCUAUAAUUGAAGUUGUUCAAGAACUUGUACGACAGCUGACUCAACCAAAUACAUGUGUUAGAGAUCAAGCUAUGCAUUCAUUGAAAGUAAUUGCAGAAGUUAGAAAUACAACCAUCACUAAUAUUAUUGAGCCACAUAAAGAACUGCUCGUUGAUUAUGUUCCAUUACGAAAACACAAUCUACGACACCAGCCUGUGCUAUCUCAAAUAGGAUUGUUAGACGGAAAUACUUUCUGCAUUACUUUAGAACCUCGUCUCUUCUCAUAUGAUAUGUCCGUUCCUGAUCACAAAUCAUUCUUUGAUGAAUUAGUGAUGUUAUGUGAAUGUGAUGAUGCUAAUCUCCUUAAAUUUGCCUGCUACAAGUCACUAACUAAUUUGAUUCCGAUUCGAAAAUCUAUGCUGAGACUACUUUCUGCUUGUCAUUACAUGCAAGAGAAGCAGAACGAUAUAUUUCAACAUCUAUACAGAGCCUUAAGCUCCAGCAAUUCUGAAAUGCAAGAGAUUGGCUAUCAAUGCAUAAAGGAUAUCCUCGGAAAAUAUGAGAUCGAUAUUGAUAUGGUGCAUACUACUAUUCGACCUCUACUGCUUAAGUUAGGUGAUUAUCGAUCUCUUAACUUGCCUGCUAUUCAGCACUUGAGUUACUUGACACUACUUUUUCCUAAACUGUUUAAUGAGAAACUUUGUGGGACGCUUCUUACGCACUUGCAUAAAUGUUUGGAAGUGGCAGAAAAUACAAUAAAGGCUAAUGAAAGAUCAGCUGUUGUGACGGAAGUGAAAAUAUGCUCUGGCAUAAUCAAUAUUUUUCAUCAGAUUCCAGCUGCAACUGCAAAGUUCAUUGAACCAUUACUAAGUGCAGUUCUUAAAACUGAAAGAAAUCUGUUGAUGGAAGCAGGUAGUCCAUAUCGUGAACCUUUGAUCAAAUUCUUGAAGCGAUAUCCAACCCAAACAAUCGAACUUCUUUUGUCAGAUCAAAAUAUUUAUGAAGAGCAAGUGACCAGAUUUUCAGAGUAUCUAUUAAAGAAUCAGGAAGGUAAAGCUUUCCGUGAAGUUUUGCAACAAAAUCCAACAAAACUGGUAUCAAUGGCUUUUGGAGCUAAUCAAACUACAACACCUGUAACGUCUACCAUUACUGGUGUAACCCAUGUUCCAAUAAUCCAUGAAAUACAGUUCCAGGCAAUUAGAACUGUAAGCUUACUCGCAAAACUAGAUGACGAAUGGUUAUCAGAACAACAUCAAUUAGUUGCAUGCUUGAGAAAAAUCUGGAUUUCCAAAGACUUUCAAGAUCGCCAUCUCAAAGCAGACUCUGUCGAUUAUACUCAAUGGAAAGAACCCAAACUGCUUGCAAAGUGUUUGCUCAAUUUUGUUAAACACCAUCCGAAUGAAAUCGAGCUUUUGUUUCAGCUUUUGAGGGCUUUUACUGGUCGCUUCAUUCCAGACUUUGAAUUCUUAAGAGACUUUUUGGAAAACACAGUGGCCAACAACUAUACGGUCGAUUGGAAAAGAAUGGCAUUUUUUAAGUUUGUUGAACUGUUCUGUGAUGAUAAUUUUUCUCAAGAUUUGAAAGCAAAGAUAUUGCAGUAUAUCCUUAUCCCAUCAUUUGCUGUUGCUUUUGAGAAAGGAGAAGGGGAGCGACUGAUUGGAGGUCCACCAGCUCCCGAGCAAGAUCAAAAUGAGAAUGUAAUGAGUGUAUUUAUCAAUAAAGUGAUCGACUCUGAUAAUCCUUUUGGCACAUCUGAUGCAGUAAGGAUAUUGCUUCUGCAAUUCUCGUGCCUCCUUGUAGAACAGGCAUCACCGCAUAUACAUGAUGCAGCAAAUAAGCGACAAGGAAAUAAGCUUCGGAGACUUAUGACAUUUGCUUGGCCUUGCUUGAUCACUAAAAACUGUGUAGAUCCUGCAACUAAAUACCAUGGCCAUUUACUGUUAGCCAAUAUCAUUGCCAAGUUUGCAAUUCAUAAGAAGAUUGUACUGCAAGUGUUUCAUAGUUUGCUCAAGGCUCAUGCAGCUGAAGCUCGAUCAGUUGUGAGGCAGGCACUGGAAAUCCUGACUCCUGCAAUGCCUGUCAGAAUGGAGGAUGGAAAUAAUAUGUUGACUCAUUGGACUAAGAAAAUUAUAGUUGAAGAAGGUCAUACGCUUGCACAACUUGUUCAUAUGUUACAACUUCUCGUUCGUCAUUAUAAAGUUUAUUAUCCUGUUAGACAUCAUCUUAUUAAUCAUAUGGUUAGUUCUGUUCAACGUUUAGUCUUCACUCCUAAUGCUACUAUCGAACAUAAAAGGCUUGCUGUUGAUUUGGCAGAAGUAAUUAUCAGAUGGGAAAUUCAAAGGCACAAAGAAGAACAAGAAAAAGCUCAAACUGGUGUAGACAAAAAUGAGCCGCCUGAAGCUAUUCAAAGUAAUUUGUUAGCUUUAAAACAACAACAACAACGUACACUGAGUUCUGAUCCAUCUGACAUCAGAAGGAUAAGACCUUUGUCUGGUACAAUUACAAAUUACAUGGAUAGAUAUAAGCCAGUGGAUAAAGAACAUGCUGAUGCUGUUGUCAACUUCUUACUUCGAAUGGCUUGUCAAGUUAAUGAGACAACGGCCACAUCUGCUUGCACCGGUGAACUUUUAUCAAGAAGAUGUGUUUCAUUGUUGAAAACUGCCUUAAAAUCGGAUGUUUGGCCAAAUGCCGAACUAAAACUGGUGUGGUUUGACAAGUUGUUAAAUACUGUAAAGGAAAAUACAGCACCAAAUUAUGGUAAUAUUUGUACAGCUUUAGAAUUGUUAGCAUUUCUACUGUCCAUAUUAAGGAAAGAUACGGUACUAACUACAUUUAGACCCUUACAGCGUGGAAUUGCGGCUUGUUUGUCUUGUAACAACACCAAAGUGAUACGAUCUGUUCAUAAUUUACUUUCACGUUUAAUGAGCUUAUUUCCCACUGAACCCACCAAUUCAAGUGUUGCUUCCAAAUAUGAAGAGUUAGAAUGUUUGUAUGCCGUAGUAAGCAAUGUAGUACUUGAGGGAUUAUCUUCUUAUGAAAAGUCUGCUAAUGCUGCUCCACAGUCAUUGUUUGCUACACUGAUGAUCUUAAAAUCAGCUUGUGUCAAUAAUCCUUGCUAUAUUGAUCGUUUGAUAUCAUCAUUCAUGCGUGUACUGCAGAAAAUGGCCAAAGAGCAUCUGAAUCCUACCACAAAUGAAGUUAACCCAAUGGCUACAGAUUUAUUGAUUCUUAGCUUAGAUUUAGUCAAGAAUCGUGUGGGGGUCAUGGGUCAAGAUAUGCGUAAAACUUUCAUUGGCACCAUUUUGGUUGGUCUUAUUGAAAAGUCACCUGAUGUUAAAGUUCUCAAAGCUCUAACAAAAAUGGUGGAAGACUGGGUUAAAAGUAAAUCUACCAUUGCAGUUAAUCAAAGUCCGACCAUUCGAGAAAAAUCAAUUCUGUUAGUAAAAAUGAUGCAAUUCAUUGAAAAAAGAUUUCCAAAUGACAUGGAUCUGAAUGCACAAUUUCUGGAACUUGUUCAUUAUGUGUAUAGAGAUGAAUCUUUGAAAGGAACUGAACUACACUCAAAAUUAGAGCCUGCUUUUAUGGCGGGUCUAAGAUGUACACAACCACACAUUCGAGCAAAGUUCUUCGAAGUAUUUGAUAGCAGCAUCAGGCGCAGACUUCAUGAACGUAUCUUAUAUAUAGCCUGUUCUCAAAAUUGGGAACAUAUUGGAGCACAUUUUUGGAUAAAACAAUGCAUUGAACUCCUACUGGUGACUGCAGUUGAAGGUGCUACCGUUCAAAGUUCCACCCCUACUGUUAUGCUACCAGCUAUUACUGCUAUUCUAGAACAAGCAGAUGCGCAAGAAAAAGCAAAUUUUGCAACCGCUACUUUGAUUAAAGAAGAGCCAAUGGAUGUUGUAUCUGUGGAUGCAAGAGAAGAGGAAGAAAUAGACAUUGAAAUGACUUCUACAGAAGAAAGUCCAGUGAAACCACCUUUUGAUGCCUCAAGUCAUAGCUCAAAUGUUGCAUAUUCCAAAGCUACAACUAAAAAAAUAUUAACUAGCAUUCUAAAAUUGCAAGAAACUUUACGUGAAAUCAAAACUAUCAACUUUCUUGCUGCCACUGCACAGCUAUGUCACCUGGAUACAUCUCUUGCUCAAUAUAUAUGGAUUCAAAUGUUUCCAAGGAUUUGGAAAAUACUGAGUGAUAAACAACAAAGUGCAUUGAAUAAUGAAUUAGUUUCUUUUGUGUCAAGUGGUGCACAUACCGGUCAGAAGGAUUGUCACCCUAGUGCAAUUGGAGUCUUUGUUGAAGGAAUGUCCCAUUGUGUUCCACAAAUUCCAAUGAAACCUCUAGUUAUUUUAUAUCAAGGUAAAGCUCACAACCUUUGGCAUAGAGCUUGUUUGCUUUUGGAACAAAUAUGUAUUGACAAAGGACUUGGAGCUCAAGUCAAAGCACGAGCUAUGGAAGUAUUUGAUAUUGAUGGUACCCUCAAUUCCCAGCAUGAUGCAUUUGAUAUCAUAAGUCUAAUGUAUUCUCAUUUAAAAGAAGAAGACUUAUGGGGUGGUCUAUGGCAAAAGAGAGCUAAGUAUCCUGAAACUAGCAUGGGAGUUGCCCUUGAGCAGCAAGGCAUGUUUGUUCAAGCCCUGGAGGCCUAUGAAAAAGCUUAUUCUCGACAGCAACAAGAUUUUGGUGGUGGAACAAGUCCUGCCCAUAUGAAUAGCGAAGCAAAUCUUUGGUGGACUCAAAUUAUUAGAUGUCACCGAGAGCUGAACAACUGGGAAAAUUUACUUAAUUUAGGACUAGCAUCUGAACCACCUCUUGUUGCAGAGUUUGCAUGGCGUCAGCCAAAUUGGGCAACCAUGAAAGAAGCUUUAGAACAGAUUGAACAAAAUAGCCCUAGAGAAUCUUUGUGGAAAACAAAUCUUUAUAGAGGGUAUUUAAAUAUAUGCCACCCUGAUGACCGAAACUUAAAUGUAGUUGAAAGGAUUGUUGACGUGUGCUCAAAUUUUUGCAUAAGGGAGUGGAGAAGAUUACCUCAUGUUGUUUCUCAUAUACAUUUACCUAUCUUGCAAGCUGCUCAACAAAUUAUUGAACUCCAAGAUGCUGUUCAGAUUCAUCAAGGUUUAUUACCCGCUAAUAUCGGUCGACCUCCAAGUCUUCAUGACAUGAAAGCGAUAGUGAAGACCUGGCGUAAUCGACUGCCUGUGAUAAGUGAUGAUUUGUCUCAUUGGAGUGAGAUUUUUUACUGGCGUCAAGAACAUUAUAAAACAAUUGUUUCAAGUUAUGAGCCUGGUCCAAAUGGGCAACAGAUUGAAGCUCAAGCAAAUCAUGCAAUGCUUGGAGUACAUGCUUCAGCUCAAUCUAUAAUUCAUUAUGGAAAAAUUGCUAGAAAGCAUGGGCUUACAUCAGUGUGUUUAGAUGCAUUAAGUCAAAUACAUUCCAUACCUAGUGUUCCAAUUGUCGAUUGUUUCCAAAAGAUACGUCAACAAGUGAAAUGUUACUUACAAAUGGCUCAUUCUUUGGGAAAAGUAGAUUCUCAAGAGGUCCAACAUGCUUUAAAUGAUGGAUUAAAUAUUAUAGAUUCUACUAACUGCAAAUAUUUUACGAAGGAAAUGACUGCAGAAUUUUACACUUUGAGAGCUGUGUUCCUAUCACAAUUGAAUAGACAUGAAGAAGCGAAUAAAGUAUUCAGUUAUGCCUGUCAGUUACAUGACACAUUAGUUAAAACUUGGGCCUUAUGGGGUGAUUAUUUAGAACAAAUGUUUACUAAAGAAAAGCCUGAGAACCGUAAUAUUGCUGUUGGAAUAAAUGCUCUCACUUGUUAUCUCCACUCAUGUCGACAUCAAAAUGAAAGCAAAACAAGAAAAUACUUAGCAAAGGCAUUAUGGCUACUCACAUAUGAUGAUGAAUCGUUGCAACUUAGUGACACUUUAGAUAAAAAUAGUGUUGGAAUACCUCCCUUGCAAUGGCUUCCAUGGGUACCUCAAUUAUUAACUUGUCUUGUUAGAAAUGAAGGGCGUUUAAUGCUAAACGUUAUAAGCCAAGUUGGAAGAACUUAUCCGCAAGCAGUUUACUUUCCUAUCCGCACUCUAUAUUUGAUCUUGAAAAUAGAACAAAGGGAAAAGUUUAAAGGAAACAGCUCUCAACCUGGUCCUUCUGCAUCAACUCCUGGUAGUCCCGCUGUGUCACUUAAUGAAGCUUCGAAUAGUAAUGUUUCAGAUUUCUCACAAAGCAGUACUUCUUCUGAAUCUGCUCCUAUUCGAGCAACGCAGCCAAUGUGGAGAUGUAGCAGAGUUAUGCAUAUGUUACGGGAUAUACACCCAACCAUUGUAUCUAGUUUAGAAGGCAUUGUUGAUCAGAUGGUAUGGUUUCGUGAAGGUGUCUAUGAAGAAGUUCUUCGACAAUUGAGGCAAGCAUUAGCCAAAUGUUAUUCAGUUGCUUACGAAAAUGCUGCAGCUGUUUCAGAAGCUACCGUAACACCUCAUACAUUGAACUUUGUAAAAAAAUUGGUGUCAACAUUUGGUAUUGGUGUUGAAAAUAUAUCUAGUAUAUCCACAACUAUAUCUAGCUCUUGCUCUGAAUCUUUGGCUAGGAGAGCUCAAGCCACUGCUCAAGAUCCAGUUUUUCAAAAAAUGAAAGGACAAUUUACUGCUGAUUUUGACUUCAGUGUUUCCGGAGCAAUGAAAUUACACAAUUUAAUUAACAAGCUUAAAAAAUGGAUCAAGAUUCUUGAAGGAAAAACUAAAAUUGUUACUAAGCCAUUCCUUAUUGAAGAAAAAUGUCGAUUUUUGAAUAACUUUGCUCAACAGACAGCAGAUGUGGAAAUUCCUGGAGAAUUUCUUCUACCUAAGCAUAACCAUUAUUUUGUUCGCAUCUCAAGAUUCAUGCCUAGAGUAGAUAUUGUUUUGAAGCAUAAUACUGCAGCCAGAAGAUUGUAUAUAAAAGGCCAUAAUGGAAAGAUAUAUCCCUUUCUAGUAGUGAAUGAUGCUUGUUUGAGUGAUGCUAGGAGAGAAGAGCGAGUCUUGCAACUUUUACGCAUGCUUAAUCACUGUUUGGGAAAGCAGAAAGAGACAUCAAAACGGUUCUUAAACUUCACUGUUCCUAGAGUGGUUCCCGUUAGUCCCCAGUUAAGACUUGUAGAAGACUAUGAAUCAUCAAUAUCUUUGCUUGAUAUUUAUAAACAACGGUGUGCUAAACGGGGUAUAGAAUAUGAUGCUCCAUUAGCUAGGUUUUAUGAAAGAUUAGCUACUGUUCAAGCACGUGGCUCACAGGCUAGUCAUCAAGUACUCAGAGACAUCUUAAAGGAUGUUCAAAGUAUUAUGGUUUCUAAAACUCUAUUGAAAGACUGGGCGGAACAAACGUACCCCAGCGCCACAGAUUAUUGGACAUUUAGAAAACAGUUUACUCUACAACUUGCACUUUCUGGUUUCAUUGAAUAUGUUCUCCAUCUCACUCGUUUAAAUCCUGAUAUGAUGUACAUUCAUCAAGAUAGUGGAUUAAUGAAUGUAUCCUACUUCCGAUUCAAUGUUGACGAUACUAGUGGAGAACUGGAUGCUACUAGACCUGUUCCAUUCCGAUUGACACCAAAUAUUGCAGAAUUUAUAACUGUGAUUGGAAUUGUUGGUCCAAUGACUGCGUCUAUGAUUGCUGCUGCACGUUGCCUUGCCAUGCCUAAUUUUAAGGUUGUUGCUCUAUUAAAAGCUGUUUUAAGAGAUGAAAUGAUUGCAUGGUAUAAAAAGAGGCAAGAUGAUGUCCAAUCUAGUGAGAAUAAACCAGAUGCUGAUGGAGCUAUAAUAAUCCAAAUGGUGACUAAAGCUACUUCAGCAAUUACAAGUAGACUGCAGAGUCUUGCAGCAUUUGACGGAACAGAAAAUAAAGUAAAUACUUUAGUUGCUGCUGCUAACAGUCAUGACAAUUUGUGUAGAAUGGACCCUGCCUGGCAUCCAUGGCUGUAAAUACAAUUCACAUUCAACCCCAUCCGUUAUAAUCAUGUCAUUUCCAUUGUAAUAUUUCACUAAAUAAAAUGUUUUUAAAUUUUU